Haemonchus placei is the source of this 150-nucleotide messenger RNA. Lineage: Eukaryota; Metazoa; Nematoda; Chromadorea; Rhabditida; Trichostrongylidae. The record is from the annotation of a GenBank genome assembly.
AUGGCAGAAUCCCUCAAAGACUCUGUCUCAGCCAUCAACAGAAUCAGUAGUCGAAUCAUGGCUGUGAGGAUAGACACGAAGGAGGGGUACUGGACAAUUAUAUCAGUGUGCACACCUCAAGCCGGUUGCCCCGCCCACGAAAAGGAUUAG